Molecule: messenger RNA, 603 nt
Organism: Fusarium tjaetaba
Lineage: Eukaryota; Fungi; Ascomycota; Sordariomycetes; Hypocreales; Nectriaceae
Exons: 3
Coding region: 1-603 (200 amino acids)
Source: RefSeq, a predicted model, not a curated record
AUGCUCACCACCAACGCAGACUCGACUGGACUUGGAAUGUGUUCGAGAUCCCAUUCGUCGGAUCGUUCCGCGUAUUGGCGAUCAGCCGCAUUCAACUCAGUAUCAGCCGACUCUGACUACACAGCUAGCUCCAUUACCACUGAACCUGAACUCUCCCAAGAGACGCCAGGCAAUGAACGAUUACAUCAGAGUCCUCUCGGAACUCUUGACUAUAACCAAGCUGAUGGGUCGCUUGUCAAGGGAGCUCAGGCAUUGAGGUUGACAUCAGAAGGGCGAUGGAUUCUGCGCAACUUCGCGUACCAUGAUAUCAUCGGUAGUGUCAUGUUGGGAACGAAACCUCUGCUCUGUCCCGACUAUCUCAGGGAUAUAACAUACGAGUUCGACACGUACUUGGGUGUUGCUUCGAAAAUUCUUGUCUACAUAGGUCAAACAACCUGUUUGAGCUUUAGCACGAACGAUGCUGAGGUAGGCAUCCACCCGUCAAGGAAUUACCUCGGCGUCCAGCAUGAUAUUGAAAGCUGGACAUGUCCUGCUGGAACUCCGCCAACACUUCAGGCAGCAGCCUAUGCCUACCGCGGCGCUGCGCUUAUCUAUCUUUACUGA